Messenger RNA from Peronospora belbahrii, 3075 nucleotides. Lineage: Eukaryota; Oomycota; Peronosporomycetes; Peronosporales; Peronosporaceae. The record is from the annotation of a GenBank genome assembly.
AUGAAGCCCAACGUAAGUCUCGAUGAUGUCUCUUCGCACUCUAUUGCCAUGUGCUCGGCCGCAUCUGAAGGCAAUUUAGAAGCAAUACGCCGAUUGCAUGAGGAACAUGCUGCUGAUAUUAACGCAUUGGAUUCGAAUAUGCGAACGCCGUUGCAUCUUGCCGUAAGUAAGAAAGAGGUAGAGAUGACGCGAUACUUAUUGCAGUGUGGAGCCAACGUCAAUGCAUUGGAUCGAUGGGGACGCUCCCCCAUUGAUUAUGCAAUGGAGACGAAGAAUAUCGCCAUUGUGCGGGUACUGGAACGUGAACAUUACGGCCGUUUUUCAUUGAUUGAAGAUAAUGCGAUGUCAAGUGGCAACACGAGGAAGACGAGACGCCAUCACUCGAAUGUUGAUGAUAUCAAGACUUAUUUUCAAGCCGUAAACGAGGGAAAUAUUGAGCAAAUAAAGCGAUCAUGGCUUAGCGGCAUGGAAGUUAAUGUAGUAGAUGAGCUUGGACGUACGUCGCUACAUGUUGCUAUCGAGAAGGGUCAAGUAGGAGUCAUUGAGUUGCUAUUGUCCGCUGGGGUAAACAUUAACCAGGUGGACGCAAAAGGAAGGUUACCAAUUAGCAUUGCACAGGAAAAGCAUGAGUUUGCCAUUUCUGAGAUGCUACGUGCGUAUCAGAAGAAGGAACGCACGAGUCAUGAAAUUAUGAGCAGCGAAGAGGAGCAGAAUGUUGCAUUAGCGUUUCGAGUAACGAAGCAAGGCGAUACUGAAAAACUUCAACGAUUAGUGCCAGAAAUAGUGCGACCGGAUAUAGAAGAUUAUGACCUGCGGACGUUGCUUCAUGUCGCUAGUGCCGAAGGCCAUUUGCAAAUUGCCAAACAUUUAGUGGAUUGUGGCGCCAAUGUGAACUCGCUAGAUCGAUGGGGGUCCUCGCCCUUGUCGGAUGCCGUGAAUUUCGCUCACAACGAGUUGGCCAAGUUUCUUAUUGCAAAUCGUGCUACAGAGAGUGGUUUCAAAGCUACAGUAGCUGUCGACGACAUCGACACUGCAACGCUGGCUGGAGCUCUGGAUUUUACGCUUCGAGUUAUCACACGGGACCCAUGGCUGAUUGGUCAAGUGCAUUGUCCAGUGCUAGACGACGACGGCAACUGUAUUCUUGUUGCGCAUAGUCUCUGGCAAAAGAGCUGCUUGGCUUUUGAACGACAGAGUAAAUUAGUGCUGUCUCCAAGAGCAUCUAACAACCGUCCUAUUACUAUGGCAUCCUUACGGGCUGAUGCUAUUCAGAUGUACCGAAAGGUGUCGUCUACUGUAAUGAUUGAUCCUGGCCAGGGUCACAUUGGAAACGUCUUCAGCGGGCAGCACCCAGAGUGGCUCGAUUUACACGCCGUGCAACAGUCGCAGUUCUUCCUACUUCCGCAUGCUCGACGAGCAGGAAUUCAAACAGUUGUCUCUAUCCCAAUGAUUUGCAAGAUGUCGACGGUUGCAGUGCUGACUUUGUCCUCCGACCGCGCUAUGACUGAAGACAGGCAUGAAUUGCAGCGCAUCCAGCGGGUUAUUCGCUCGGUGGUGAUGCUCUCCACACUUCGACAGGAAUUGCUUAAUGCCGCCUCUUGUAACAUUGGUGUGGGGCGUAUUCCUCGAUUCCAGUACUGUCAAAUUCUGGAUGACGCUAUCACAGCGAGUGGAGAGUUAACGGACUUAUCCACUUUGCGCAAAGAAGACUUGAAUGUUUGUGAUACUACUCCGCUCGCGCUUGAAUGGGGAUUGUUUGACAUGGUUGACACGCUGGCUACCUCGGUGAGUAGCGAAGACCACGCAGCAGUGGUUCCGAUCUUGCGCUCAUUAGUGAUGCUGCUACAUAAAGGGCUUUUUAAUGAUGUACUACGCGAUCAUAACCGUGGUGAAUAUCACGAGCAUAGCGGCAACUCAUUUCUGAAGCACUUGGUUGAGCUGUGCGACGGCAAGAUUCGCACCAAAUGGGCCUUGCUGGGUCAUGUCAAGUACUAUGUGCAGUAUCUCUAUGCUGUAACUCCCACCGAGGCAGAACUGUUCGCUGAUGUCCACGAGCUCUUCGACAAAGUAGAGCGAUGCGUUAAGAAGCAAUCUGCGGGUGGCGUCAGCUCCGGUGACACCGACGUUACGGAGACAAAUGCUGGUCAGACAACACUACCUCCUGCCGAGUCUACACCAGCUGCAGCCCUCGAAUGUGUCCUGUGCAAGUAUAACGUUCCAGGGCACAUUCACCCGGGUCGAGAGCCAACUCGAGCAACACCCGCUCCGGAAAGAACGCCUCAAUUUCAGACCAAAACUUACGAGAGUCCACAAGGCGAGAAGUUUUUUGGUCACAUCGAAAGCCCCAAGUCGCCAGUGUAUCGGCAGAUUGAGCAGCUGCUAGAGAAACUUGAGGGUGAGUAUGACACUUUCAAGCGGAAGGCCGAACUUGCUGAUUGUUACGACGAAGGUAAAUCAGUCGCAUUUACUGUCAGUGAUUUGUAUGACGCCAUCGGCUUUGCACAUGAUACUCCGGUCACCUGCAGAAGAUCAUUAACCGACAACCCUCGAAUAACGCUGCUGGAUGUAAUCAAUAAGAUUAUGCACGACACGUCAUGUGUAAUUACGCGUGACCAUCUCUUCGCGUUGCACCAGUGUCUCCUUCCGGUCUCAAGCGGUCAAGCUGGAAUUCUUCGAACUACUUUUGCCGUCGGAUACGCAUCAUCUCGGAUUUAUCGGGUAUUCAUUCCAGCUGGAGAGAUUGAAGACGCGCUCGACAAUUUCAUCCAUAAGCUCAAUGAUGUCAAUACUUGGACGCAUCGCCCUCUACUCUGCGCUUACUAUGCGUUCGCAGUGCUCGUAUUUUACAUUCACCCUUUCCACGAUGGCAACGGACGUUGCGCUCGAUUGCUAGGAAACUUGGUAUGCAAGAAACUCGGCUUCCCGCCGUUGCUGCGUGCUGCCGACAAAACGAUGCAACUGGCGGAAUUUUUGCAAAAAGCGAUCGUGACGAUGGAGAUCAUACGCAAUAGUCGUCGUCAAACUCGCCAGACACGGGUGCUAUCUACUCGCAAAGAAAAUUCCUCAAUGUGGUUUUAA